GGGCAACAAAGCGAGACUCCGUCUCAAAAAAAAAAAAAGGUUGGAGUACUAGCCUGGCUUACUUUGCAGGAGUGCCUUCCUUAGAUCUGCUAGCAUGUCAAAUCAGCUUAAGCAUGACAUCAUAUGAAGAGGUGGGCAGAUUGAAGUCUGACAGGCUUCCCCACUGCUUUUGCCCCAGGGUGCAGAUAUUAGAACAGAGGCUACCACUUGUUUCUCUCCUUCAUUUGUCCUGUCCUUUCUUUGUCCUUCAUUUUCUGGGCCUCCAAAUAUCACUUAACCUCCAGAACAGUUCUGUUGGUAAGCAUAAUGAAGGGAUUAAACUAGAAAUGAAUUCUUACAGUUUAUAGUGAGAGCUUCUGAUUUCUGCCAUGUGGAAUCGUAUCUGUAGCAUUUCAGUGUUUGAAGUUCUUAGUAUUGUUGAGAAUAUAAAAUGAAUUGGGGAGAGAUGAACCUCUCAAACAUGUUUGUUGUUUUUUCAAGAAAUCAUAUCUACUGUUCCACCUGUAUUUCAUGUAGUGUAUUUAUGUAUCAUGUACUUAAGAAAACAUGUGAAAACAGACCAUUUUAAAGCUAGUUCGUGUCUGGUUUGUCGCCACGUUAAAUAUGCACAUGUAAUGAGUUGUCUGGAACUCAGGACUUUCCCUACAGACAGGAUUUUUGCUGGUGGCUAAUUCUCAGGUCAGCCUUCAAAGGUUUGCAUAACCUCAGUGCACACCAGUGAAUUCUAGGACAGAGAAUUACCACUGAUUACAAUGGUUUUAAAGGAAAAUGUACUCUGAACUCUUGUCUCCCUCUGUAAUAGGAGGAGUUUCCUGCUUUUUUUCCUCUCUUUGGGCCUCUAGUGUUGUGUUCCAUAGACUGGGCAGGCUGUGGUGGUAGGGAAGCGGGGAGCUUAGAGACAAAAAGUGUAUGGGACUCCCAGAAGUAAUGGCAAAAGGAAAUGCAGUGAGAUGUCAGGAUGAGCGAGAGCGCUUUGAUAUGGGUCCCUGGCGGGGGUUGCAGAAUAAACGAACCUAUGUAAACCAGUCCCCAAACACUGGCACCUGGGUGAGAAAAGGAGCCAGAGCUGGACACUUUUUUUCUGCCCUCUUUCUGCCAGACCUCCUGUCCUACUGUUAUAGGCCUUACUAUUGACAUCUGGCAAAAGAGAAUCAGUAGAAAGGAGGUGUGUGAGAAUUGCAGGUAUAGCACCUAGGGGUUCAUCCUAGGAAUCUACUGGAGCAAGAGAAAGAACAGAGAAAAGGGGAAGUCCCCAUUAACCUCUGAGCAAAGGAACUUCCUUGCUACUGAAUGUGGCUAGAGCUGUACCCCACUCACUCUGUCUUCAGUACUGUGCAGUUGUUCCAAGGUGGUUGUCUGAUUUGGCUGUGAAGAGCCUGAAUAGUUAAUAUUUGUUGGGUCUGGGUGGUGAUACAUCAGUGUGUGUUAUCUCACUCUAUAUAUCCUUACUUUGGAAGUAUUUCAUGGUGAUAAUAGACAAAGCUAAUGGGUUUGGUGUGAAGAGUGUCUGUUCGUAGGAAAACAUGGUCUAUUCAUCAGUCUAGCUUAACAGCUAGCUAAAUAAACCGAGUAUAACUCAGUGGCUCGUAGAGCUUUAUAUUACUGUAGAGAUUUAUGUUACCAGAGGGGUAUAAAAAGUAUUAAUGAAUUAACAGAAGAUCUUUUAUAUUUCAUUUAUUUAUUACAUUUCUUAGCAGACUGUUUUUUACUGUAAAUGUGAAUACAGUUUUCCACUUCUUACUUGUUCAUAGUUUUCUUGACAAAGAAUAGCUACUUUUCUUACAAAUUUUCCAAUUUUGAAGUUUAACCAAUAAUAGUUUCAGUGACUUCAUUACAUUAACACCUAACUGAUACCUAAACUUCAGAGGAGUUUGCCUUAAUCAGUAUGUUCAUUGCUUUUUAAAUUUUUUCUGUUCCACAAAGAUAGGAAUUCAAUGCACUUGUUUGUUUAUUUAUCUGUUUAGUUUUUCUGGGCUGCACACAUCUUAAUUUCUUGAUAGGCCAGUUGUAAUGUGUGACUAAGGACUAUAUCCUUCAAACAUUGCAUUUGAAGCAAUGGGCAGGUGUGGGAUUUGGAAGCAGUAUGAAAGUAACAUCAUUUGUUUUUGCGUACUUUGUAAUUUUCUUCUGGAAAUCCCAGAUUAUCCAAAGAGAGAAGAUAGAAUCAUUAUAAAUCCCAGUAGCAGUCUGCUGGCCAGCCAGGAUGAGACAAAGUUGCCUAAAAUAGACUUUUUUGACUAUUCUAAAUUGACUCCUCUUGACCAGCGCUGCUUCAUCCAAGCUGCUGACCUCCUCAUGGCCGACUUCAAAAUGCUCAGUAGUCAGGACAUCAAGUGGGCCCUGCACGAGCUCAAAGGACACUAUGCAAUCACCCGAAAGGCCUUUUCUGAUGCCAUGAAAAAAUGUCAGGAGCUAUCACCAGAAACCGGUGGAAAAAGGAAGAAGAGAAAAGAAAUGAACCAGUAUUCUUACAUCAAGAGAAAAGAAAUGAACCAGUAUUCUUACAUCGAUUUCAAGUUUGAACAAGGUGACAUAAAAAUAGAAAAGAGGAUCUUCUGUUUUGAAAAUAAGCGACGACAUUGUAGGUCCUAUGACCGGCAUGCUCUCCUUCCAGCUGUGCAACAAGAGCAGGAGUUCUAUGAGCAGAAAAUCAAAGAGAUGGCAGAGGAUGGCCAACUGAUUGAGUGUCGCUGCUGCUAUGGGGAGUUUCCAUUCGAGGAGCUGACGCAGUGCGCAGAUGCUCACUUGUUCUGCAAAGAGUGUCUCAUCAGAUAUGCCCAAGAGGCAGUCUUUGGAUCUGGAAAGUCGGAGCUCAGCUGCAUGGAAGGCAGCUGCACGUGUUCAUUCCCAACCAGUGAGCUGGAGAAGGUGCUCCCCCAGACCAUCCUAUAUAAGUACUAUGAACGAAAAGCCGAGGAGGAGGUUGCAGCAGCCUACACCGAUGAGCUUGUCGGAUUCGUUCUCAGGCAGAGCGUGCCAUCUGCCAACCUUUCCCCAUUGUGAAAACUACCUGGGCACUUGCGUCAGAUGAUGAAAAUUGAGUAUAUCUUCCAGGUUUUUGGCAUUUCUUGCUGAGAAAUAAGAUUAUCAAUGAUUUUA
Messenger RNA from Chlorocebus sabaeus (green monkey), 3099 nucleotides. NCBI's taxonomy places the organism in Eukaryota, Metazoa, Chordata, Mammalia, Primates, Cercopithecidae. The record is from RefSeq and is a predicted model, not a curated record.